AUGGAAGGCAUGGAAGGCAUGGAUAUGGGCAGCACCAGCUCCUCGCACAGUAUGAGCUCCUCGAGCUCAAUGGGCAUGUCUAUGGUAUUCAAAAAUACCCAUGACACGCCGCUUUUCUCCGAUGCUUGGACUCCCUCAUCCUCGGGUAGCUUCGCAGGCACAUGUAUUUUCCUGAUUGUUCUCGCUAUCAUCGACCGAUUCCUCAUCGCUUUUAAAGCAACUAUGGAGCGCCACUGGCUCGCUACACAUCUCAACCGACGAUAUGUCACUGUAGCUGGCAAAAGCACCGAAGCUGGCAACAUUGACUCCGACCCGGACGCGAAAGUUGCAUCGCUCAUCACCGCGCAGGGUGUUGAGGAGUCAGUCAAAGUUGUGCACAACAUCACUCAUGGGCCAAUGCCCUGGCGCUUCAGCGUUGAUCUACCGCGAGCAGUUCUAUUCCUAUGCAUUGUCGGCAUAUCCUAUCUACUCAUGCUAGCGGUCAUGACUAUGAACAUCGGCUAUUUCUGCUCGGUGCUUGCAGGCGCUUUCCUCGGGGAAUUGGCGGUCGGGCGUUUCAUUCAAAGUAAUGAGCACCGACACUAA
Penicillium egyptiacum is the source of this 585-nucleotide messenger RNA. The record is from the annotation of a GenBank genome assembly. NCBI's taxonomy places the organism in Eukaryota, Fungi, Ascomycota, Eurotiomycetes, Eurotiales, Aspergillaceae.